Molecule: messenger RNA, 353 nt
Organism: Bolinopsis microptera
Lineage: Eukaryota; Metazoa; Ctenophora; Tentaculata; Lobata; Bolinopsidae
Product: 3'(2'),5'-bisphosphate nucleotidase 1-like
Exons: 3
Coding region: 3-353 (116 amino acids)
Molecular function (GO): 3'(2'),5'-bisphosphate nucleotidase activity
Source: RefSeq, a predicted model, not a curated record
AGAUGGCGCUAAUGAGAACUCUGAGCGCUUGUGUGUCUGUAGCGGAGAAAGCAGGAGUAGUGCUAAGAGACAUCAUGGCUUCAGGUAAUCUAGGUAUAGUAGAUAAGGGAGGUAUAAACAAUCUGCAGACCUUGGCAGAUAAGAAGGCUCAGCUCCUGAUCGUUACUAGUCUUAUGAAACACUCCCCUAAGGCUACUAUAAUAGGAGAAGAGGACGAUAUAGACUACGAUACAGAGGAGGCGAGGAGUCUGAUCACCAUGGAUACCAGCAGUGAAGUUAUGGAACACUCCUGUCCUGAUAAACUAGCCGGUAUUAAUGAGGAGGAUCUUGUUAUUUGGUUCUUAAAAAACUGA